Messenger RNA from Ahaetulla prasina, 897 nucleotides. It is a transcript of the gene PHF5A, whose product is annotated as PHD finger protein 5A. The record is from RefSeq and is a predicted model, not a curated record. NCBI's taxonomy places the organism in Eukaryota, Metazoa, Chordata, Lepidosauria, Squamata, Colubridae. The coding region runs from base 82 to 414 and encodes 110 amino acids. Gene Ontology annotation, biological process: mRNA splicing, via spliceosome. The transcript is spliced from 4 exons. Gene Ontology annotation, cellular component: precatalytic spliceosome; U2 snRNP; catalytic step 2 spliceosome.
CUAUCGUCCUUUGGGACCUAAAGAGUAAGAGGUCACGGGUAAAACGUCGUUAACAACGGCGCGAGACGGGAACCUGAGGUGAUGGCUAAACAUCAUCCGGAUUUAAUCUUCUGCCGCAAACAGGCGGGAGUGGCUAUUGGAAGACUAUGUGAAAAAUGUGAUGGCAAAUGUGUUAUCUGCGACUCUUAUGUACGGCCUUGUACAUUGGUGCGCAUUUGUGAUGAGUGCAACUAUGGCUCUUACCAAGGACGUUGUGUGAUAUGUGGGGGUCCUGGAGUCUCUGAUGCUUAUUAUUGCAAGGAAUGUACUAUUCAGGAAAAAGAUCGAGAUGGUUGUCCCAAGAUUGUCAAUUUGGGGAGUUCAAAAACAGAUCUCUUUUAUGAGCGAAAGAAAUAUGGCUUCAAGAAAAGAUGAUCCCAUCUCCACUGUGAAAGUACUCCUGAAAAAUUUUGGACUUCAUUUUUAUAGGAAAGCAAUUAAAUAUGGAAAAUAUUGCUUACUAAAAAUUAUUGUCAUUUUUCAAUGAAAACAAAUAUUGAGUUAAAUGUUAUAAUUUGAAUCACUAAGUAAGUAAAUUGGAAUUCAGACCAUGGAUCUUGAUAGACAUAGACCUUUUUUCUGAUAUAAUUCUUUCAUUGUAUAUUAGGUCAAACCCAAGGUUUUCUCAAGAAUUUGUUCUGUUCUUUCAGUGCUAUGGUGGAUUAUACCAUAAUAAAGUUUUAUAAUAGCCUUCUAAUGGAAACUUUCAUAUUACAUUUCUUGAUCUUGGGUUGGCGUAUGUGUGAUUGUUAUUAGUUUGUUAGUUUUCAGGGAGAUAAAUUCAGGCAUAAAUUGGUAGUGGUAGUGGACAGCAUACAAGCUGAAUAAAUCAAUAAAGAACAUUUGGUAUUACCCUAA